AUGGCAACUACUUUCUGGGACGAGGAAAGGAGUGGUGAUGGUGGAAUUCACACAAUAAUGUCAGAAGUGUACUGCGUAGGACCGGCCAUUCAGAAUAAAAAACUAGGAAUGCUGACAUACGGUUCAGUGCUCUUCCAUGACAAUGUGCGUUCGCGUAAAGCUGCUCGCACCCGAGCACUGUUAGAGCAUUUCAACUGGGAGCUGUUUAAUCACCAUCCUUACAGCCCUGAUCUCGCUCCAAGCGACUACCACCCGUUCACCUACUUGAAGAACUGGUUGGGAUCACAGUGUUUCAAUAAUAAUUCGGAGUUGAUGGAAAGAGUCAAAACGUGGCUGAGUUCACAGGCGGCAGACUUCUUUGGCACAGGCAUGCAAAACCUUAUUCCCCGAUACCAGUGCCUCAAUUGCGGCGGUGACUAA
This is a messenger RNA of Cryptotermes secundus, 420 nucleotides long. RefSeq names its product histone-lysine N-methyltransferase SETMAR-like. The coding region runs from base 1 to 420 and encodes 139 amino acids. NCBI's taxonomy places the organism in Eukaryota, Metazoa, Arthropoda, Insecta, Blattodea, Kalotermitidae. The record is from RefSeq and is a predicted model, not a curated record. Gene Ontology annotation, molecular function: nucleic acid binding. The transcript has a single exon.